Molecule: messenger RNA, 306 nt
Organism: Eimeria mitis
Lineage: Eukaryota; Apicomplexa; Conoidasida; Eucoccidiorida; Eimeriidae
Exons: 2
Coding region: 1-306 (101 amino acids)
Source: RefSeq, a predicted model, not a curated record
AUGGGGGCCAAGGGGCCCACAGAGCAGAGACAGCAGCAGAAACAAAGGAAGAGGAAGAAGCAGCAUCUGCUUCAGCAGCAGCAAACUGCUGCUGCAGGUGGCCAGCAGCCACGAGCAGCAGCAGCAGCAGCAGCAGCAGCAGGCAGCAACAGCAGCAAGGGCAAGAGCAACAACAGCAGCAGCAACAGCAGCAGCAGCAGCAGCAGCAACAGCAAACAAGAUAUUGAGGCUCUGUUCGCUCCUCUGAAGGCAGCAAAGAAGCAGCAGCAGCAGCAGCAAGAGCAGCAACAGCAAGCAAGAUAUUGA